GAAAAUAACUGACAGAUGAUGCCGAAUCCGUCUCAAUAUUAUGGAAUGCCGAAUGGCCACCCUUCGUCUGCCAAUGGCCUACAGCAGCAGACACAGCAAUAUCAAAGUUAUCCGCCGUCAUCGCAACAGCAACAAGUUAUGCUGCCCCAGCAACAGUAUCCAGUGAAGAAUGCCAUCAACAACGGUCCCCCAAAUGCGGCAGCAGCGGCGAUGGCGACAAGUGUCUCGCAGCCACAUGGAGUGCAUACGGCACCUCCUUUACAGAAUGGACCUUCAAUGGUACAGAACCCGCAGGUUAACACUAAUUUGCCACAGCAGCAGCCGCAUAAUCGGAUUACAAACUUGAUUUAUAACGGUAAUAGUGCUGUCUCUUCAAGAACGUCGUCGCCUUUACCCGUUAAUAAUUCGAUACUAGCGUCACAGAUGCCACCAUCAGUAAGCAGUCGAUCUAACAUCUAUCCAGCGCCUUCUAGUCAAAGUCAGCAACUCGGCAUGCCUGUAGUAAGUAGCAACAGUUUAAGCGUCAACAAUAACGGGACAGGUGGUAACAAUACUAAUUUUGUUAACACGCCUCCUAAGACUGCAUCCGGCCUAUCUACUCCACUAAAUUCGUCCACGCCUAAUUUGAGUCAGCCGUCGUUGAAUGGUCCCGUUAGUAAUUUGACAACAAGUAUGCAACAAUUGAACGUUAACCGACCCCCUUCGGCACAGCAACAGAUUAAUGGAGCCGGAAUUCCACAGAAUCCGGUGCCAUAUGGCGGUUAUCAAUCGCAAACAACUCAACUGCCCCCCACGAAUCAAUCUAACGUUCAACAAACGUUCAGUAUGCCACCUACAAGUGCAUAUGGUCAGCCACCUUUGCACAGUAACCAAUAUGGUCAACCUCUGAAUGGCAAUCACCUACCCAAUAACUCAGUACCAUCGCAGUCCCAACAGCAGAGUGUUUCUUAUCCCAACAUUUCUGCUCAAUCGGUUGCUGGUUCGACUACAGCCUUCGCGGUAACUCCCGUAAUGUCUGCAACACCAGCGUUAAAUAAGAGGCCUCUCUAUCCCGCACAAACAAUGCCUCCAGCACCAACCUACCAAGCCCCCGGCUACAACCCAAAUCAACAGGCCCCGUACCAGGCUCAGCAGUAUCAGCCCCUUUAUCAGCAAAGUCAUCAACAACAGAAUCAUCACCAACAUCCACAACAGCAGCAUCCUCCAAGUGCCAACCUUCAGCAACAGCAUCCGGAUCCCCAGUACAGUGUAUUGAGAAGCGGUUUCAACAAGCUUUGGGGUAAUAACACUGUGGAUCUACUUCAAAAUAGACACAUUCUUCCAACGGAAAAAGUACGACCGCCCACGAUCCAUUUGAACCAACCAUUCCAUGAGGCAACUAACUGCAAUCCAGAUAUUUUCCGGUGUACACUUACUAAAAUCCCCGAAACGAAUCAGUUGCUACAGAAGUCCAGACUUCCGCUUGGGGUGUUGAUACACCCAUUUAGAGAUUUGAAUAAUCUGCCGGUGAUCUCCUUUAACACGAUUGUUCGCUGCCGGGUAUGCCGAACCUACAUCAACCCAUUCGUGUUUUUCGUCGACAGUAAAAAAUGGAAGUGCAACUUGUGUUACCGAGUUAACGAAUUACCCGAGGAAUUCCAGUUCGACCCAGUGACGAAAACAUAUGGAGAUCCAACCCGACGACCUGAGAUCAAAUCCAGUACGAUAGAGUUCAUUGCUCCUUCGGAAUAUAUGCUGAGACCUCCCCAGCCGGCGAUUUAUCUAUUCCUGCUGGAUGUCUCAUCUAUAGCACAACAAACUGGUUAUUUGCAUACCGUUUGCAACACGCUCGUCGAUCAUUUGGAAAGUUUACCGGGUGAUGCACGAACUCAGGUAGGCUUCAUAGCGUACAACAGCGCGAUUCAUUUCUACAACAUCGCUGAGGGAUACAGUCAACCACAUGAAGUUACUGUGCUGGAUGUUGAAGAUGUAUUCCUACCAUAUCCGGACAAUUUACUGGUAAAUCUGAAGGAAUGCAAGGAAUUGAUAAAAGAUCUAUUGACGCAACUUCCGAAACGUUUCGAACACACGCAUGACACACACAGCGCUCUCGGUGCCGCUUUGCAGGUGGCUUUCAAGUUGAUGAGUGCUUCCGGUGGUCGAGUCACAGUGUUUCAGUGCUGUCUACCAAAUUACGGACCAGGUGCAUUGCAGUCAAGGGAGGAUCCGAACAAUCGUUCUUCUAAAGAUGUGGCCCACCUUGGGCCAGCGACUGAUUUCUACAAGCGCCUGGCGCUUGAUUGCUCCGCCCAACAGAUUGCUGUUGACCUGUUCUUACUAAAUAGCCAAUACUGUGAUCUCGCAACAAUUUCUGGAAUCAGUAAAUUCAGUGGUGGGUGCAUGCAACACAUCCCAUUGUUCAGUGCAGCGAAGCCCCAGUUAGUGAAAUCUUUACAGAAAUGUUUCGAGCGGUAUCUCACGCGUAAAAUUGGCUUUGAGGCUGUCAUGCGAGUGAGAUGUACUCGAGGGCUGGCAAUUCACACAUUCCAUGGUAACUUCUUCGUCCGAUCAACGGAUCUUCUUUCGCUGCCUAACGUCAAUCCAGACGCUGGAUUCGGAAUGCAGCUAACCUAUGAAGAAAGCUUGGCUGAGUGCAAAACGGUAUGUUUCCAAGCGGCGUUGUUAUACACCAGCAGCAAAGCUGAGCGAAGAAUUCGUGUCCACACACUUUGCAUACCGGUCACGUCCAGCCUUUCGGAAGUGAUGUAUUCGGCCGAUGCGCAGUGUAUUGUUGGGCUGUUGAGCAAAAUGGCCGUUGAUCGAUCACUGAGCUCUAGUUUGUCCGACGCCAGAGAUGCCUUCAUCAAUGCGACUGUUGAUAUUUUCAGCGCAUUCAAGAUUGCGCAAAAUUUGCCCCAGAAUUCCGGAACCAUCGUAGCGCCAGAGAAUCUCGCAUUACUACCACUGUAUAUUCUAGCGAUGUUGAAGCAUACUGCCUUCAGGGUUGGAACCAGUACCCGUUUGGAUGACCGAGUGUUCGCCAUGAGUGAAAUGAAGACCAUGCCGCUGGACCAGCUGAUAAGAUACAUUUAUCCGGACUUUUAUGUGCUCGAUGAGCUGUUCCUCAGUGCUUCUCGGGAGACAACGGAUGGAGAAGCUCAUCUGGUGGAGCCUCCACGGUUGCAGCUGUCUGCUGAAAAGUUCGAUUCACGAUCUAUGUUUUUGCUGGACUGUGGCCCCGAGAUGUUCAUCUACGUUGGAUCGAAUGUGGCACCAGCGAUCUUGAGUGACGUUAUAGGAGUGAACUCCGUUCCGGAGAUUCCCGAUUUCUGCAUUGAUCUCCCAAGUCGGGAGACGGCCGCAAGCGAGGCACUGUUUGCAUUUAUCGACAGUAUCAACGAGGAGAAGCCGUACUCUACUUACAUACAGGUUAUCAGGGAUACGAGCCAAUUCCGGUCGUUGUUCGUGGAAAAGUUCGUCGACGAUAGGAAUCAGAGUUCGAUGUCCUAUUACGAAUUUUUACAGCACUUAAGGACCCAGGUAAAGUAAGCUAUGCUUGCCUAAGUGCUUACUAAGACGAGGACAUAGUGAAAUAUAGAGUUCAGCAUAGCGUCAGGAGCACACUAUAUAAUAAAGGCAUGAUCAAGCGGGAGAACGGGGAAAAAGUUAGUAAUAACCAUAUGAGGAAACAGGAUAAACAAUUGUAGUAAAUUAUGUAUAAUAAACAAUGUGAGACCCAUUUAAACCUUGCAAAUCGUUGGUUGAAAGUGUAAAAAAACAUAGAUAUAUAAUAUAAAAAAAUAUAUAUAAAUGCUAGACUACUUUAAACGAAAAAAACACUCACUUUUUGUAGACGACUGCAAACAUUCAAUUUCAUUGUAACAAAUAAACCGAAUUAGGACAACAGCGAGAAGAUGAA
Messenger RNA from Toxorhynchites rutilus septentrionalis, 3898 nucleotides. Its product is annotated as protein transport protein Sec24A-like. Gene Ontology annotation, cellular component: COPII vesicle coat; endoplasmic reticulum exit site. Gene Ontology annotation, molecular function: SNARE binding; zinc ion binding. The record is from RefSeq and is a predicted model, not a curated record. NCBI's taxonomy places the organism in Eukaryota, Metazoa, Arthropoda, Insecta, Diptera, Culicidae. The transcript is spliced from 14 exons. Bases 16 to 3528 code for a protein of 1170 amino acids. Gene Ontology annotation, biological process: intracellular protein transport; COPII-coated vesicle cargo loading; endoplasmic reticulum to Golgi vesicle-mediated transport.